Messenger RNA from Corticium candelabrum, 3981 nucleotides. Its product is annotated as EH domain-binding protein 1-like. Bases 41 to 3730 code for a protein of 1229 amino acids. NCBI's taxonomy places the organism in Eukaryota, Metazoa, Porifera, Homoscleromorpha, Homosclerophorida, Plakinidae. Gene Ontology annotation, molecular function: protein binding. The record is from RefSeq and is a predicted model, not a curated record. The transcript has 19 exons. Gene Ontology annotation, biological process: actin cytoskeleton organization. Gene Ontology annotation, cellular component: microtubule organizing center; filamentous actin.
UGAAUCUACGCAUGCGCCGUCAUAGAGGGGUUGCGCAAAAAUGAGUUCAGUGUGGAAGCGAAUUCAGCGUGUGGGAAAGAGAGCGUCGAAGUUUCAUUUCGAAGUGACAUUUCAAUGUCUGACGAUAGAGCUGAGUUCGAAUAAAUGGUCUCCAAACAAACUUGUUGUUAUAUGGUCAAGAGGCAGGAGGAAGUUGAAAUCUAAGUCUUUGAAAUGGCAGCCUGGCAUUAGCACCUCCAUAAUUGGUGUUAUGGUGUGGCCUGACACUGAUACUGUUGAGGCUGAAGUGAGUCUCUACAAGGAUUCAAGACACAGACAGUUUGAGUCAAAAGCGUGGACUUUUAGCAUAGAGGAUGUAGCUGCUGGAGGUCAGAAGAAAGUACUAGCUUCCGCAAACAUCAACAUGGUUGAUUUCGCUAGUGCUCUUCCUACUACUACCGAUCAAAAGAUUGCACUGAAGAGACAGUCCACUAAAGUCAAAUCUUGUUCACUUGAAUUCCAACUGUCUUGUCGAUUUCUGAAAGAAGGGAAAGCUACUGAUGAUGACAUGCAGAGUUUUGCCAGUCAGUUGAGUCUGAACGACUUGGGUUCAUUAGAUGAUUUAGCUGGCAAUUAUGAAUACUCGGACGUGGAGACAGAUGAGGAAACUGAUAUGCAACUCAAGCGUUGUAAUGAUGCAGAACGAGAAGGAAGUGGGUCUGCUCUUGUGACGGCCAAUGGCUUUGAUUAUAAAGAUCUUGGAGGAGAACGAACGGUGAGUCCUAAGAGAUCUGAACGAAGUGUAAGUUGUACUCCUGAACCUUCUGAACCUUUGAAACAGCUUGAACCCAACCAGGCAUCAGCAGUCUCAAGGUCUGAUGAUCUCCUAGGAUGGUGUAAACAGGUCACAGAAGGGUAUCGUGGAGUGAAGCUGACUAACUUGACCACAUCAUGGAGGAACGGCUUGGCAUUCUGUGCUCUCUUGCACAGAUUUUAUCCUGAUAUGAUUGACUAUGGAUCAUUGUCACCGCAUGAUAUAUUCAAGAAUAAUAAUCUGGCAUUUGGAGUCUUUGAAAAGAUUGGUGUACCUCGGCUGUUAGAUCCACGUGAUAUGGAAAAGCUGGCUGUACCUGAUCGUUUAGCAAUCAUGACAUACUUGUUUCAACUUAGAAUGCACUUUGAAGGUCGUCAGAGGUCUGGUAUUGUUGAACAAGAUGCAGUAGCAAGCUCUGAAAUUGCCUUAGUGGUAGAGCCACAGAAGGGAUCGGGACAAGCUUCUGUCACAGAUCCAGCUGCUGUUGGUGCUGCUGAGUUGUACGAAAUGGCAGAUGCAGAAACAGACAGUGACGAGGAAGGAAGCAAUGAGGAGAAAGAUGAGGAUCAGGUUGACAUGCAGAAUCAAAUUGUCGAUGUGAAGCAACAAGAUGACAGCAAACAUGCGAGCAACUCUGAGGACGAAUCAGCAGAAGACGAUGAUGAUCAUUCAGAUUCCAGCAGUAGUAGUCAAAACUCAUACAAAGAAGAGCGAAGAGCUAAAAUAUCUGCAGCAGAAGCACUUGAUAUCACAAUUGCUCAGACACUUGAAAUUACAGCAAUCACAGCAGCUGCAGUCCAGGAGCCUGUGGAGAGAGCGAAUGAACAAAGAAGUCGGAGCAUUUCAGACAAUGAUACAGACCAGAAUGAGGAGGAGAAGGAGGAGAAAGUAGAAAAAGGUAAAGUAUUUGUGGCUGCUGAGGACAGGGACAGCAGCAAGGAGGAGGAAGGAGAAAUUGAACAAGAGGAUGAUGAAAAAGACAGUGUAGAGGAGGAAACAAAGCUACUCAAUCAAGACUUUGAAGUUAAUACGAUGGGGGAAAUUUCAGAUUCAUCUGUGCAGGCAGUUGAAAGUGUGGCUUCUUCUCAUCAACACAAAGUCAGUGAACCACAAACAGCAAAGCUAAAACUCAAAGAACUUAAUGUGGGAGCUGAAGGUGGUGAUUCACCUCAACCACAAAAGCCACCACGUCGGGUACUACCCUCUGUGCCUAAAGAUGCUCCAGCUAGUCCCAGAACUGAGCGGGCUGUCGAGCGAGCAAAACUUGCUGAAAUGAGAAUUAUGGAGCGGCUAAAAAAGAGGCAGCAACAGAGUGAAGAACAAGGCAUUUCUUUGGAAGCCAAGGACAACGAGUUUCUACUUGGAGACCACAAUAGGCAUGAGAUAUGUGGAGACUCCAACCAUACACCAGCAACUGAAGCAAGUAACCAAGAAGAACUUAGAACAGAUAGCAGAGAGACACACAAGUUGAAGAGUGAAGAUCAUUCUUUAUGUAGAGACAAACCAGUCACAACCGAGGGUCAGGUCUCUUCUUGCAACUUCAAGACAAUUGGAGACGAGAGUUUAGAACAGUCUUUUUCUGGAUCAGCUAAUCAAAUGCAGGUUUGUUCUUCACUUUUAUCUGAUGACAUAGCAACCGAAGCAAGUAUAAAAGAUGAAGGCAACGUACGUGUAGUAGCUGCUGCCACAAAGAAGCAUGAAGCAUCACCAGUAUCAGCAUCAACCAAACAUGAAUCAGAAAAAGGUUCAAUAAAACGAAAAGCACCACGUCCUCCAGCACAGCAGCAUCAGAGACAAAGUCCAAAUGAGGAAACAAAAGAUCAGAAACAAGAAACAAGAAAACCAAGAUUGCCAAGAUCUGCAAGGUAUAGAAUGGAAAGUCAGGCAUCUAUAGAAGACAGCAAAGUAAAGAAACGAGCACCUGCUCCUCCUAAAACACAGCGUAGUGAAACAAAAGUAGAAAGUAACAAGAAACAGAAAAGGAAAGCACCAGGUGCACCUCCAUUGACUAAACAGAGAGAAAGUUCUCAGAAUAUCACAAUAGAAGAAAACGUAAAUGAAGAAGCUAAAAAGACAGAAGAACGUCAACACGUAGAAGUAUCUGCAGAACUCGAGAAUACUCGGCCAAUAAGGAAGGACAAGCGACGAGCACCACAACGUCCUGGAAGCACAACAGAAAAACGAGGAAACGAUGUUGAUAAAAGUAAGCAACCAUCAAACCAAACUGUUGAAUUGACAGACAAGCCCAAACCGCGAAAGAGAAAAGAGAAGGCUCCAGUACCUCCCGUGGCAGCUGCCACUCAACCCGUGGCAACGAGAGAUGAGAUAGCUUGGGCAGAGAAACAGUUGGAAGAAAAGAAGGCUGAAGAUAAGGAGAAAGAAAUGCAACCCUCAAUUCCGGCCAGUUAUGAAGUUGGUGGUUGGGAAGAGCUUCCGAUGCAAGAUGCCAGUGAAUAUGUUUCAUCAGAACGUACUGUGUUACGUAAUAGGCAAGAUGAGCUUGAUAGGAAAGCAGUCGGGCUUGAGAAACAGCUUAGACAUGCAAUGAAAUCAGGCAAUCUGCAGAGGGAGGAGGUAUUGAUGCAGAGCUGGUUUGCUCUGAUUACCGAGAAGAAUGGACUAGAAAGGAGAGAACAGGAACUUAACUUGCUGGAACAGGAAGAGAACCUGGAGAGAAGACAUGAGUUGCUAAAGAGAGAACUACGGAAGAUUAGUACCCUUGAAGACUGGCAGAAGUCGCCACAAGAUCGAUAUCGUGAAGACAUGCUUCUCAAAGAACUAGUACAGGUUGUAGACAAGCGAAACGAGCUGGUCAUGGUUGAAGAAAGAGAUCACAAACUAGCUGCUGAGGAAGAUGCUCUUGUUGAACAUGCAUUGUCAUCCUCAAAACUCUUCAAAGGAAAGAAAGUAGAUGAUCCACCAUGUGUAAUCCAGUGACACGAUGACAACUGGUUUGUAAAAAAAAGAUGCUUCUGGCGUUGAUAAAUUGGGAUAAGAAAUGUAUGGAUUACUGUAGUUUAUUUUGACAUGCAAAUGUCUGACAGCAAGUUGCAUAUUUGCAAUGCAUUAUCAUUAGAAGGUUCAAGAACAGAAGUGUUCCAUUGAAUUAUUGCACGUUACUGGCACUUGUCAGUGAAAUAAAUAAAAUCUUGAGUUUAAAGUUUACAAUGCCAUUGCCAAAUACUGAA